GACAAUGUUGUGGAGAUGCUUAUGGGGACCGUUUUCGGCUCGUACAUGUUGCAGGCGAGUCUACCGACGAACUCCACACCCAAGUCGCGGGCGAUAACGUCGUUCCUGAUGUACCGCCUUGCCCCGAUAAUAGUACGGAGGGAACGAUUUUCCUGGGCCUGUAACCUCGCCCACUGGGACGGCGACAAGGCUAUUGGUGGUAGGACGUCUGGUGAGUUCGCAUGGGUAGGUUCCACCAUCCUGCCUAUUUCUGCCGUGAAGCAGUAAUGCGUUUCGGUUUGAAGGGUGGGGGAGCCACUGUACUGUACUGAGACUUUAGAAAUAUCUCCAAGUAGAUGGCAGUAUUUACAUUGUAGAUGUGUUUGGGCUCCGGUAACCACUUAACACCAGAUCUACGACCAGAGCGGUAGCCCCGCGUCCCGCUGGUUGUGAAGCAGCCCCUCGUGUCACACACGGUCAAAGGCCUCAAUAUCGAGUGUAUUGUUCCGAGUUGCGCCGAUCCAGAAAGUGGUGCAGAACGCGGUUCAGUUACAGAGUUGUUGGUUGGCCGGUCCUAAAGCCGACUUGCUCCGGCCUGAGGAAAAUAUACGACGAUAUUCAGUCAGGAGAAACAUCUCAAACAACUUGUCCCCGUGCAAUAGUAAGGUAACCAGUCGAUAGUUGGAGACCUUUCGCCUAUCCUUUACGGGUUCUAGCAAGACAAUAAUCUAAGUAAGGUAGACUUGGACCAGCCUGUAGUUCUCCAUCGACGGCGGCAGAAUACGACAGUAUGUCCCCAUUCGACGCACAAAGCGAGCUCUGAAGGCGUUUCGUGAUGGCUGCGAUGUAGUGGGUCCAAUUGGUGAGCGUCUCCACCAUCAUCGGCGGAUGUCGUUUGAGCUCCACUCUGUCCUUCCCGUCCCGAUUUGACUUCGAGGUAGCUAGCAUCCCCUUGUCCGCUCUCGGAUAGAGAUAUUUGUACUAAAGCUAAGGUCCGCACGAGCAAUGUUUUCAAACUUCACUAAAAGUUAGCGGUGGGUAGUUUAUUUAACUAAUCACCCUCGGAUAGACCGAACAAUAACAUUUGGAUAUUCGUCUUCAAUACAGUUAUAUUGUUGGGGUUUAAUCUCUUGACACGUUGUGUUAUUUUUGCCUCUACCUGACACAUUAGAAAGGUAUUAUUUGUCUUUUAAAGCUAAACAUAAAAGUUUUCUUAAAAUAAAUAUCAAAGGUUCGUGCUAAGCAAUGAUACAGCAGUUACUCUACCGCUGAAACCAAGUUAUAAGUAAACCGUGGGUAUCGAAGCGUUGGUUCUCUCGUCCCUACGCGGCACGGAGCGGCACGUCAGCGCGCAACGACCUUGUGAAAUUACUGAACUAUAAAAAUGUAUUGUUAUUUGGAAUUCAUUAAACUGUACUGGGAAUGUUGCAGUGACGAUUCUUAUGAUAGUGCCCUGUCAAUCCCUGUAAAUCACGACUAAAUUUGAAUCCACGUGUCUUAUUGUUGAUUGUUGGGUGAUAAUUGGAAUUCAAAAGCCAUGUUCAUAUACCUAUAUAUAAUUCUGAGCGAUUCCCGUCUGUCCGUGCGACAGGGACGGGUGUAGGUUUCGAGUCGAAGUUAGUCUCGACCUUCUCAACCAAAGCUCGUUUGGCUCCCGGUGAACUUAUUAACACCUGCCUAUAUCUACUAUCGACCUAAAGUUGUGAAAUACGCUGAGAAAAGUUAUAGCGCAGGUAUAUGGAAAAAUUUGAAAAUUGUUUAUUAGUACCUUUAACGAAUUUUUUCAAAUAAAGAUCAAUUUAUUUUCGUCCUUCAAAUCAAAAGGCACUCCACAAUUUGAUGUGAUUAAGAUUCUUAUGCUGCUCGAAAAUGAGCUUUUGGGCUGUGAAUUCGUCCACCCAUAUAAGCAAAAAAAUAAAUAAAAAAAGCUUUGCUUAGAUAAGGAUGAACGCGCUAGUCUUAUCUUCAUUAUAGUACAUCCGAGUAUUUGCCUAAAAAGUUUGAAAUUUCGACACCUACGUAACGCCUGUGACUUCACCCUUGCGGUCUAAACAUGGGUGGCCUUGAACUAUCUACCAAGAUCGCUUAUGAUAUAAUAAAUACAGAGUUGUAAAUUAACAGUAUGAAAUUUAACAAGAUGAACCCGAACCGGAUAGUAGGUACUAGAAGUAUUGUUACAAAUCAUACGCGUGGCCCUCAUUAGAAGAUUUGCAGAUUGGCUUCCCUCCGAAUUGCAACACAAAUUCUCAGCUUCCUAUAGCUUUGUGGCGGAAAAAAUUGCUAUUUCAACAUCAAAGCUCACGCUAUCUCAAUUACCCAUUGAAAUUAAUAUUUGAAUAAUCAAAUAAAAUUUUGAUUUACGACGAUUUUUCAUUAAUUGUGAACAAGAAGGUUAUCAGUGUGUAUGUGGGUCACAACCGACAUUGUACAUCCACCAGGCUUACGUCACCACAGUGACAAGGAACUAAUACAGAUUGUCAUGUACCUAUAUUGUUAUUACUUAGGUACUAAUAUAUAAUAAGUGAGUUAACUCAACAAGAUGCAAAUCAAGACCAGAUUAGUAUUGUCUUGUCUUGGAGUACACGUCUUCGACGACACAUGACACACGACACACGACACACGACGACAUCACGCCGCUUAGCAAGUGGACAGUCCUUGACCCCCAGUACCCCCUUCCCCUGUCUCCUCGCACACCCUGCGGUACUUCAUACUCAGAAAGGUACGUAAUACAAGUUAAAUUUAGAUUCCUAAAAACACAAAUAUUAGUUGUGAAUUUGAUAAGCUUUAAAUACGCACUUAAUUCCACAAUUACAUACGUCUAUUAAAGCAUUGCAAGCGCAGCACCGGGACGCACGCUCGCCGCGAGGCUCCGCCACCAGUCGCGCCGACCAGUGCUGUAGCCGUUUCUUAUCGUAUCAAAUCUGGUACAUUUAUCCGAUAAGUAGACUGAUUCACGGGGCGAGUGAUACAGGUCGCGCUAGUUAUCGAUGUAUUCCAAAACUUGAUAGUGGUGUCGGCGUACUGAUAACGCGCAAGCCUGAUUCUGCGAACGCCGAAUUCCCAAGUACUCAUCCAGUGACUCUUGGAAUGUGUAUUAGUAUUGACGGAUGUGGUUAGUAGCGUGCGCGAUGCAGCGAUGAUCUCGUGGUGCGCCCUAGCCUUGUGCGUGAGCGUAGUCCUCGCAAGCAACAUCACCGUCGAGCAGAGAAUAUUAAACCUCGAAGAAGAGUACACGUUGGUGGUGACGCCAUCCAUAGAGUUCAUUCUACAGUUUGUGCCGAACGAAGAUCAAGCAGAGUUCCCGAGUCGGUUGUGGGUGCGCAGCGUCGGCGGGGACACCUCUCGGCCGCUACUGCUCACCGCCAGAACUAAAACAGGAGCGACAACAUGGCAGCUCCCGUACCAGUCCGGAUCGAUGCUGAUGUCUGAGCUGGAGCGCACGCUGUGCUGGGAUGGCUCCCCGACGGACGCGGUGGGGGCGCCGUCCGAGUGCGAGGGCGCGGGCUCGCAGCGCGGCUUCACCCUGCACCUCGCGUCCGCCUGCGCCGCGCCCCUCACCGUCACGCUGCGAGCCGCACCCGCCAGGGACUGGCUGCUCGGCUUCCAGGCCCGCACCACCGUCACCGCGACACAGACUGGUCCUGCGGUAAACUACUAUGACUUCAUUCCGGGACAGAACAGCGUCCGACUGAUCGUGGAGUCGGAGGACGAGGUGUGCGCGACCAUCUCCGUGCAGAGAUACACGGUAGAUCUUAUGUUUGUGUGUCCGUUGGCGGAGACCAUCGAGGACAUCGACCUGACGACCCUCAGGAUGACCGUCAUGCGCUCCGGCGCCGUGCAGCUCUCUCGCAGCCUGUACCCGAUGGGGUUCUACGUGGUGUCGCUGGUGCGGCCCGACGACGCGGCGUGCUCCGGCGAGCCGGCCCCCGAGGACGACUGGCUGCUGGAGGCCGCCCUCUGGGCCCACACUGACCGCCCCUCCCCCCCGGCCACUCUGCGGCAGAAGACCUUCACGCUGACCGUUAGGGCGUCGCUGUCCCGGGCGCAGUACAUGGUGGGCGCGGGCGUGACGGUGGCGGUGUUCCUGCUGUUCUACGCGGGGUUCGCGGCGCUGGUGCUGGCGCAGCGCUGGCCCGCCUGCGCGCGGCUCACGGCGCCGCGGGCCGUGCUCGCCGACGCGCACAAGUCUGAGAGCGGAGCGUUGUCGGAAGGCGUCAGUGUGACCGGCGUGACUGCCGAGACCGGCGUGACGAGCGUGACCGGCGUGACGAGCGUGACCGGCGUGACGAGCGAUGCGGGCACGCCCGUGCGGACCGCGCGGCGGCGGCGCGGCUCCGAUGCAACAUUUGACAGCAGUGAUGCAAGUGAUACAGAUUCGGAGGAGGAGUCUCCUGCCGUCACAAACGACACGAUCACAAACAAUAUGAUCGCCAAUCCCACCGCAUCGUCCUCUGCCGCUAACCCCACUACGUCUCCCGGGACCCCCGGUAAUCACGGAGCAGCCUCGCCCCCGGACCGAGCCAAUGGAGCCGUCACGGAAGGCGACGCCAUAGAACGGAGCACGGUACAGGAGGAAACGAGUCGUCCGUUCGGUCUGCCGGCGCGGCUGCACGUGGCGGCGCUGGCGCGGCGCGGGCGGCGCGUGCUGCGGGCGCGCUCGGACCGCUACCUGCACACGCUCUACACCGUGGCCGUGUUCUACGCACUGCCCGUGCUGCAGUUCGUCGCCGCCUUCCAGGUGAUGCUGAACAUAUCGGGGUCGCUGGACAUGUGCUACUACAACUUCCUGUGCGCGCACCCGGCGGGCGGGCUGUCCGACUUCAACCACGUGUUCUCGAACCUCGGCUACCUGCUGCUCGGCGCGCUCUUCAUGCUGCAGCUGCAGCGCAGGAAGCGGAACAGGAAGCGGGCGCCACGACAUGAGGAGUACGGUAUCCCGGCGCACUACGGACUGCUGUCGUCCCUGGGCGCUGCCAUGAUGGUGGUGGCGCUGCUCUCCGCCAGCUACCACGUCUGUCCCAACAGCCUCAACUUCCAGUUCGACACGGCCUUCAUGUACGUGCUGGCGGUGCUGUGCAUGGUGAAGAUCUACCAGUCGCGACACCCCGACAUCAACGCGCGGGCGCACGCCACCUUCGGGGUGCUCGCCGUCUUCAUCGCGCUCGUGGUGUGGGGCGUGCUGGGCGGGGGGCCGCUGUUCUGGAGCGUGUUCACUGUGCUGCAUGUGUUCACGUUCCUGCUGCUGUCCCUGCGCAUCUACUACGUCGGACAGUUUCGUCUCGAGAAGUCGAGCCUGGCGGUGGCGGCGCGGGGCCUGCGGGCGCGGCCGCUGUACACGCCGCGGCUGGUCAUGCUGCUCAUCGCCAACGCCGCCAACUGGGGCUUCGCCAUCUACGGGCUCCUGACCCAUGCGGGGGACAUAGCGACCCACCUGCUGAACGUGCUACUGUGCAACACGCUGCUGUACAUCGUGUUCUACGUGCUGAUGAAGCUGCUGCACGGGGAGCGCAUCCGCUGGUACUCCUGGUGCUUCUUGGCCGCGGCGGCCGCCUGCUGGGUGCCAGCUCUCUACUUUUUUACUUCCGGCAGCACGGACUGGUCGGCGACGCCGGCGCGGUCCCGGCACCGCAACCACGAGUGCCGCGUGCUGCAGUUCUACGACUCGCACGACCUGUGGCACAUGCUGUCGGCCGCCGCGCUCUACUUCACCUUCAACGUCAUGCUCACCUGGGACGACGGACUCUCCGCCGUCAAACGGACAGAGAUUGCCGUCUUUUGAAUUUAAUAUAACUAUUUUUUAUUG
Bombyx mori (domestic silkworm) is the source of this 5782-nucleotide messenger RNA. It is a transcript of the gene Sir-3, whose product is annotated as sid-1-related gene3. Gene Ontology annotation, biological process: RNA transport. The coding region runs from base 3116 to 5758 and encodes 880 amino acids. Gene Ontology annotation, molecular function: double-stranded RNA binding; RNA transmembrane transporter activity. The record is from RefSeq and is a predicted model, not a curated record. The transcript has 18 exons. NCBI's taxonomy places the organism in Eukaryota, Metazoa, Arthropoda, Insecta, Lepidoptera, Bombycidae. Gene Ontology annotation, cellular component: plasma membrane; lysosome.